Messenger RNA from Exophiala viscosa, 1095 nucleotides. RefSeq names its product ATP10 protein-domain-containing protein. The transcript is spliced from 2 exons. Gene Ontology annotation, cellular component: mitochondrial inner membrane. The record is from RefSeq and is a predicted model, not a curated record. The coding region runs from base 1 to 1095 and encodes 364 amino acids. Lineage: Eukaryota; Fungi; Ascomycota; Eurotiomycetes; Chaetothyriales; Herpotrichiellaceae. Gene Ontology annotation, biological process: mitochondrial proton-transporting ATP synthase complex assembly.
AUGGGUCGAGAAGAUAUAUUCAGUCUUUUCGUCUCCCUUGCAUUGCGCCCUCACAGUCGCUGCCUGUACCGGACCCAGAAACUGUCUCAACCACGCAUUCGGUAUGCUUCCACCUCCAACAUUCCACCUCCUGCUGCGCCGAAAUCGAACAUCCCUUUACACGUCGGCCUCGAUCGAAACCCCGACUCUGUCUCGGCAAUUUCAAGGAUCCCCAUUCCAAAGGGCGAAAGAGGCGAGAAAUUCACACCCUCUGUUCUCUCCCGACCACUAGGGCUGCAAAAUCGUCCUCUUCCUGGUCAGAACAGUCCCCUCGACCGGCGUACACUGCGAGAGAGGACGCAAGAAUUCAGAAGUUACGAAAAGGCUCUGGAGCGACGGCGUGUAUACCUACGGUCCUUCUUCCGCCCUUACUUCCAAGAAUGGCGGCGAGUAGACCACUGGAAAGGCAAGAGCUUCGUCUCCAACGAAAGGCUCUUCAAGCGCGAAAAAGCACUAUAUUUCCCCAACAUCUGGGGCCAGACACUCGCAAAGGAAGGCGACGGUCCGGACGGUGGACGGGACCUUGCGCCCGUCAUCGCCGGCAAGAUUUCAAUCAUCGGGAUGCAAUCUGGGCAAUGGGCAGAGGAGCAGGUCGACACGUUCCUCGGUCCGUCGCACAACCCUAACCUGCCCAAGAUCGUCGAAGACAGCAACGGCCUCGUUCAGCGAAUUGACGUCAACAUCCAAGGAGACAUUGUCCGCGCCUGGCUCGUCAAGAUGUUCAGCGGGAGAUUAAGGAAAAUGAUCCCGGAGGAUCGCUGGGACAAGUACUUCAUGAUCAAGCUUCCUCGGGAUAUCCGACGUGGUUUGACAGACGACGUGCGCGAUGCUAUGGGUUUCCUCAAUUCUCAAGUCGGAUAUGUCUACCUUGUCGACUCAAGCUGCAAGAUCAGAUGGGCCGGAAGCGGCCACGCCUGGGAAGGGGAAGUCGAAGGUCUCAAUGCAGCAGUGCAGAGACUCAUACAAGAAGAACAGAAAUCGCAAUCGCCAUCCGUAUCAGCCACCAGCGCCUUAACUCCAGACUCCAACGCGAUUCCAGCUGCCGCUGCCGCUUGA